Molecule: messenger RNA, 1271 nt
Organism: [Candida] anglica
Lineage: Eukaryota; Fungi; Ascomycota; Pichiomycetes; Serinales; Debaryomycetaceae
Source: the annotation of a GenBank genome assembly
CUAAAGUUAAUCAUUUAUUUCUUUCCAGCUUUUAGUUUUAUUCUUUCCAGUUUUUAUUAACUCUUAGUAUAUUUAAGCUGUAAGGAAUAUUACUACGUUACACUUCUCAAACACAAUUGGAACAAUGGACUAUAUGCAAGAAUCAAAUCUUUACUGUCCAAAAGUAUUUUCGGAUAUUCUGCUUGAUUCGACCAUGUCAGAAACUCUGCAAUCUACUUACAAUCAAACCCCUAAGACGUCUUCAAAAUUUUGGCAACCAACUACUAACAACAAUUCUUUGGGGCAAAUGUCAAAACCAUUUAUGCUUCCAUUUGAAUCAAACCAACCUAACACAAAUUCAACCGGAUCCAAUACCACAUUAACCAGGAGCCAAAGUAUGAGUAAUCAACAACAUAGUGGGAUAAUUUUAUCUCCUCAAACAACACAAUUGAGCCAACCACUUUCCACUCCUAACAGUAAGUACUCUAUGAAUCUCAAUGCACCAAGCUAUGUCCCAUUAGGUAGUAGUAGAUCUUACAGUUUCAGUGGAAGUGCCGGACUUAGAGAAGGACUGGAAUACCUCAAUCUGAGCGAUAAUUAUACUUAUCAAACUAGUAAUUAUGAUUUCCUCGAUAAGAAUAGUUUAAGUUCAACUAGAAACCUGAAAAAUUUUAAUGAUGAUUUGGACCUCAUGAGAUCUCAAGUUCAAUCAUUACAAAUUGAACUCAAUCUUCAAACUCAAGUUGCUUCGAGUUUAACUGAACAAUUGAAUUCCGUUAAUGCCUUGGAACAAUCCAAUAAUACCGAAUCAACGUAUGGACUGACAAACAUCCCAUCCAAUUACUUGUUUUUGUUUGAAGAUCUUAAAAAGAGAUAUGAUGAACAAACAAAGGAAUUAGAAGCUACUAAGGAGAGGUUGGAAGCGAUCAUUACCGCAUCAACCAUGAAUCCUUCAAAAUCUAGAACUUUUAAUGGAGAAUACAACGAAGAAGAAAUUGCCCAUAAAAUUGUUACUAUGUUGGCAGUUCUUCGUUCGGAAAAUGAUAAUCUACUUAAGAUGGUAACCAUGGGAAAUAAAUCCACAUUCCUUAUUGAAAUCGGAUUAUUAAGAGACGAAAAUGAGCAAUUAAAAGCUCAAAUUAAUUCACUGAAACAAAAGUGAAGUUUCUUAUAUGAACUUGCUAAUAAUAAUUUUUGGAAUUUACAAAUGGAGUUUAUUAUCCAAAUUGCUGCCAACAUAAUAUCUGUUAUAAUUGAAAAGGAAAAGAAAAAAGAUGAUAAAAAAAAGGUGA